CAUGCUGAAAGCUUCUCGCGUUCACCUAGCGAAGCCCACGACGACGAGGCUACUGCUGCGGUCACCGAGGAUUCGAUGACUACUAGGACUGUGUCGCAUGACGGAGCGAGUUCUGGCUACUACAGUAGAAAAAUGGUCCCUCAAACUCAAUUAAGGCUGCUCAACACUAUUCAUUUGUAACGGUCAUUCUCUUUCUCAACGUUCUUUUCUGUUUUCCAUUUCCUCUACUUAAAAGAGAAUGAUAACGAAGGGAAGAAGUGAAUUGCUUUGGGCUCUAACUCAAGAAGAACAUCGUGCUCGUGGUGUUAGCGUGGACGACCACUUAGAGCCAGACUCCUGCACAUCCAAGAACCAAAUAAAGCGCUCCGUUUCCGCAUCUGGCCCAACUUCUGCUGACUACGUAGUUGCUCCGCAUACCACAAGUACUACUGCAGCUAAGAACGCUAGAUCAUUAACAUCCACUCGCGUAGGUCUUGAUUACCUACCUAAUCAUGUUAGGGAAGAUGAUCAAGAAGUUUUUCAAGAACUAGAUGAAGAUCCUCUUGUCGUGCAGUAUCAAGGUGCCAAUACGACAGGUCGUUCCAGUCGGAUAAAUGCCUUAGCAUCCAAGAUAUUAGCUGGUAUCAUUAAGGCUUGUUCUUUUAUUGGUCGUCGUCGCCGUCGUCAGAGCCAGCAUUAGCUCUCGGGAUGAUUAUAAUACCGCCCACGUGCCCCCGGCGUGUACACACGCCGGGGCAGGGCGGAAGGGUCUGGCAAAUGCUACGAGUUACAUAAAAUCCAUACGGCCUACCGGCGUGCUACGAAUUACGUAAAGAGUGGCGGGCUAUGGAAUAAGCAAAGCAGCCCUGCCCCGCGCUACAAGCUACUACGUGCUACAUAAACCCCCACCCUGGCAGCACCCGAAACGCCCAAAAGGAACUACUUCGAACGAAUGAGGCAAACGGGUAACCAAAUACAUACGCCGAGAGUCAAAUCCUUGAGCAGAUCACUCCAGGCCUGCUGUUUUCGGUUCUCAGCGUAGUGGCUGGGCGAAGCACUGCAGUCGACUCCGCUCACCGUGAGAACCUCGCGCGCCCCCUGGCCCGGGUUUUGGGCGUGGGUCCCCUACUCUUGGAGUGUGUUGCGUCUCCGGCUGGCAUGGCAGUGCCACGAGGGGGGCCCCAGGCUUGUCGCUUUCGGUUCUCCGCAUAGUGGGCGAAGCACUACGCCCGACUCCGCUCACCAUGAGAACUCCACCGUGGAUCUUUUCCGUGGAGAGAACUAGGGGCCGGCCCCGUUCUACUCUCGGCCUGUUUGCGGGGUUUUACUCUUUGCGCCGUUUUGGGUUUUCCAUCCAAAUCACGCAGCUUUAUGGUGUCGCGUUGCUGCCUACGUUUCAGCUGCUUCGCGUUUGCUCUCUGUGAGCCAUUUACCCUCCCAAGCUUACGGCGAGUUGCGCCCUAUCGCUUAGCUUCCCUAUCUGCUUCUGGCUUUCUCGAGAGGUGUGGGCAUGCGUCAUCUCAAGGCUUUGAUCUAAGUGAACAAGAACAACGCCACGCGAGCAGUGCUGUGCGGCUUUCAUGUGCUUGGGCGAUGCAAUCUGUGAGCCGCUUGAGCUUUCUGAUCAGAAAGCAGGCCCAAGCCUAUGGGCUUGCUGGUUACUUGUGGCUUACUCGAGAGGCCUUGUCCUUUGCGUCCAUUCUUUUCUGAUCCAAAAAGCGCAGCGCGAUGAAGUUGCUGCGUACUUGUGAGCUGCUUAAGAGGUCCCACCCUUUGGCUCAGUUCAAGACCCUCAUCCAAACGGCGCAACGCUGUGAAGCUGCUGGCCCUUUUGACUUGCUGGGAAGGUCUCACCCUCUGACCCAGCGCAGGCACCCUACCCAAAAGGCGCAGCUUUAUGAAGUUGCUGCUUACUUUUGAGUGACCUGCUUGAAAGGUCUCAGCUUUUGACUCUGCUCAAACCUCCCACCCAAAAAGCGCAGCUGUAUGAUAUUGCUCUCUACUUUUGACCUGCUUGAAAGGUCCCAGCCUUUCAGUCAGCUCACUCAGAGGUCUUCCACAAUCAAAGGGCGCAACUCUAUGAAAUCGCUGCCCACUUUUGACCUGCUGGAAAGGUCUCGCUCUUUGGCCCAGAUCUGGCCAGCUUGGUUAUUCAAGGCGCGCAGCUUUAUGGAAUUGCUGCCCACUUUUGACUUGCUUGAAAGGUCCCACCUUUUGACCAAGCUCGGGCACCCUAUCCAAAAAGCGCAACGCCAUGGGGCUGCUGUCUGCUUUUGGCUUGGCUUGCUUGAGAGGUCCCGCCUUUUGCCUUUCUUUGCUCAAGCUCCUUGCUCAAAAAGCGCAAUCUACUUCAUGAAGCUGCUGCCUACUUUUGGCCUGCUCGUAAGGUCCCGCGCUUUCACUCAGUCAAGUCAGGCGCCUUACUCAAAGAGCGCAACUCUAAGAAAUUGCUGCCCACUUUUGACCUGCUUGAAAGGUCCCACCUUUUGACCCAGCUCAGGCCACUCAGGCAUCCUAUCCGAAGCGCGCAGCUUUAUGCGAUUGCUGUCGUCUACUUUUGGCCUGCUUGAAGGGUCCCACCUUUUCACUCUGCUCCAGCCUCUUAUGCAAAGCGCGUGGCUUUAUGCGUUUCCUGUCUAUUUUUGACCUGCUUGAAAGGUCCCACCCUUUGACCCAGCUCCCGCCCCUUAUCCAAAGAGCGCAACGCCAUGAAGUUGCUGCCUCCUUUUGAGCUGCUUGAAAGGUGUCGCCCUUUGACUUAGCUCAGACCUGUUGCCCAAGGAGCGCAACUCUAUACCGUUGCUGUCUGCUUUUGAGCUGCUUGAAAGGUCUCACCCUUUGACGUCGCUCAGACUCCUUAUCCAAAAAGCACAACUCUAUGAGAUUGCUGUCUACUUUUGACCUGCUUGAAAGGUCUCACCCUUUGAGCCAGCUCAGACCUCUUAUCCAAAAAGCGCAACUUUAUGAGAUUGCUGUCUACUUUUGAUCUGCUUGAAAGGUCCCACCCUUUGAGCCCGCUCAGACUCCUUAUCCUAAAAGCGCAAACCUAUGGGAUUGCUGUCCGCUUUCGAGGUGCUUAAAAGGUCCCAGCCUUUUAGUUUGGGCCAGCUCAGACUCCUUAUCCAAAAGGCGCAGCUUUAUGAAGUUGCUGUCUACUUUUGACGUGCUUGAGCGGCCCCAUCCUUUGAGUCAGCUCGAAAUCCUUAUCCAAAGCGCGCAGCUUUAUGAAGUAGCUGUCUACUUUUGACCUGCUUGAAAGGUCUGACCCUUUGAGCCAGCUCAGGCGCCUGACCCAAAAAGCACCCAGGUGCUAACUUGCUCAGCGUGCAGCUGCUGGGUGCUUGCCUCUGUUUGCAUUUCUUUGCUUGCAUGUGGGUCCUUUUUGUAGCACAUACGCAGACGCAGCGGAUUUUCUUCAUGAGAUGACUGGCCCCAGGCUGAGGCGCUUCGCUCUUCGUUUAUUUUUGUCCAUGCAGCGCAGUCCUUGGCUUGUGCUGUUGGUUCAGGGUUUUGAGGUACUGCCGAAAGCCUUAGCAGGAGCAGAAUCGCGGGAAAGUUGUACUCAAAAACGCGGCAUUUUUACGGCGCGAGAUGUAUACAUCUAGCCCGUACAUCUUUCCCAUGAUUUCCGUACAUCUCAAAAAAGUGGAAUUUUGGAAACCUACUAUGAAUCGCCCCGGUGUAAGUACAUCUCAAGAGUACAUCUUUCCCGUGAUUUACGUAUAAGAUAUAUAUCUCGAGAUAUAUAUCUCAGACGUAUACAUCUCACCCGUACAUCUUUGCCAUGAUUUGCGUACAUCUCAAGCCGUAAAUUCGCUCCUGUUUAGCAUUCAAAAUAAGUUUUGGUUUAUAAUAUAGAUAAUUAUAGUAUAGAAAGAAAUACUAAUACUCAUUAUAUUGAAAUUGAAGUUGAGAUACUAUAUUAGGUGGUAGUGUUAAUAGUGAAUGGUUCUGGUAUUUGGUAACCUGAAUUUGAUCCUAAGGGAAAACAAGAAGAGAACCCUUAGGAUCAAACUCAGGUUACCAAAUACCAGAACCAUACAAAUAGCAUCCGCUCGUCGUGGUCGUCAACAACGUCAUCUGGAAUGCUUUUCGAGAUCUUAGAGUCUUUGCUCUAAUGUUGCUUCUCCUGCCAAGCCAAACGAUGCAGGAAAUCAUAAAGCAGAUGGAAAUCCUCCGGAUCGAGGUAGUGUUUGGAACAUGAACACUGGUGCUAGUAGAGUGGACAGUAGCAGCACUGACACUGAGAGGUUAUGCCCCCCGGGAGAUAACCUUGUUUCUAGUGGGAGCAGAACGACCUCGUGGUGGGCAUCCGCGCUAUCGCGCUAUUGGACGGGUGGGCAAACUGAAGAAAACAAGCAAUUAGACAACCAC
Amoebophrya sp. A25 is the source of this 4353-nucleotide messenger RNA. NCBI's taxonomy places the organism in Eukaryota, Dinophyceae, Syndiniales, Amoebophryaceae. The record is from the annotation of a GenBank genome assembly.